GGAGGGGGACGGGGACGCGGGAUGCUGGUGGUGUCGCUUCUCCCCUCGGUAACGCGGGCCGGGGGCUGCCGAUGCCCGACCCGAGAGGCCGCCCUGCCGGCCGGCAGGUGUGAGGGUCGGACGGGAUGGGGUGCGCCGCCCGCCGCCACCUGCCUGCUGCGACCGGCCCCGCCGGCGGAGGAGGAGGAGGAGAGCAGGCGCCUCCCCGUCCCACCCCCCUCCCCUUAUUACUAAUUCACCUUUGCAAGGCUUGGUCUUGGUGUUGGGGGGCUUUUCUCCCUGACCGCCGCCCUCUUCGGUUGGCGGAGCGCCUUAAGAAAACAAAAACUACCCUGAAAAAACGCUGUGAGACCCGGUGUAAAGCUGUGAGUUGGUACCGGUGGUUUCAAACGCUGCGCCCCUGGCCCGCAUCGCCACCGCGGCCCCUGAGGGAGGCCUGCUGGGAGCCGGGGCGCAUGGUGGUCCCCGUGGCAGGCACGUUCCUCAGGGCAAUCGCUGCUGCUGCGACAUCCAGAGCCUGCUUUAUAGCCUUGCUUUCCGACGCCGUCAUGCCAAGGACCCCUUGAGCAAAGUGAAGCCUUCUGGCCAUCCAGUAACCUAACCUUUUGGUCAAAGAUUGAUGCGUUAUUCAGAGCUGCAUGGAGUAAAGCACAUCAACUCUGGAACUGCAGAGAUACCACAAAAUCAUUAAUUUCUUCAGCCAAUAUUGAAGAAUUAACUCCUACACUCUGCAAAGUAAAAUUCAGCAAGGUAGCUUGCCACGUGAAAUUUAGAAGAUAUGGAAAAGAUAAAGGACUAAUUAUAGAGGUCGACUGCCAGUUCUGUUUAAACUGUCAGUGGUGCAGACAUCUGACCAAGAAAGGAUUCUGCCCAUCAGACAACGACUUGACAGCAUUUGUGGUGAAACAAUCUGUUCUGUUUGGAGACUGGAAGAAAAAUCCUUUCUGUACAACUGGGUUUGUGACUGAAGUACUUCUAUUUACUCUCCUGCUAAUCUCUACCUCUCCACGGAGAGCUGGCCUGAACUUGCAACAUCAGCGUUUAUGGGAACUGCAGCAGGGACCAGAGAUCGGUGGGAACUUGGGAGUCGCUGACAGAAGAGCAACAAACAUGCAUCAUAUGUCCCCAUAUUUGCCUGGCAAGUCCUGCAUGUGAAGGGAAAAUGACACUUACUGCUCCUAGUGUUUACGAAGAACAUGGCUCUUCACACGGCUGUGAAUCCUCAGACAACAAGCUUCCCUGUGUGCCCAGCUGCCUCAGCCUGACUGCGAGAUGUCUGGCUUUCGCUGGAAGCCAGAAAGGAAGAGGAACGGCACGUAGAUCCUCAGAGCACAUCCUCCCACACGCUGGCAGGCCUCGGUCCCCACAGAAUUCGAUUGCCGUAACUCUUUUUUCAAACGUUACUGAUGGAAGAGUUGAUCGUGGCACUGCCUUCUCUGUUCCCUGUAGCCAGGCUUGUAGAGGCAUUUGGCCAAGAAGCAGAUGUUUACCUUCAGGAAUAUGCUUGGCAACUGAUAAAUAUUUGCCCAAGAUACUGCAUUCUGGUUUUCAUCUGCCAGACUCUGAUUUUUCUCUUCAUAAAUCUGUGGUUGGACAGACUGGUCUCUUACCUUUCUCCGCGGAGCUCCCCGGCACGGGGCAGCGCUUGCCUCCCGAAAGCCCGAACCGGCGCUCAGCCCUUCUCUUGGCUCGUCUCAGGUGGGUGAGCAAAGGCUCGGUGAGCCUGUAACCUGGCCAGGGCUGAGGUAUGAGUAUGGUGAUGCAGAAUUAAAAAUAACGGAUGAGUUAAUUGGAUGAUACGUUUAUGUGUUUGAAAGAAAAGCACCUCAUCGAUACGCUGAAGGCAACGCCACCCAACAUUAUUUUGGUAGUGUGUCUGAAUUCCACUCAGUUUUUAGAAAAUCACGUGCUCCUAAGGCGGCAAAUAUCUGCGUGAGGUUUCGGGGAAGCAGCAGGUGUGGCUGGGAGCGUGUCGAGAAGCAGCUGAAGUACAGGUACGCCUUCUGGCACCAAGAGGAUAAAUUUUCCUUGGGGUACCAAUAAAUUUUACUCAGAACAAGCAAAAAUUUUGGAACAAGAAGCAUUUUUAGAAAACUGUCAUCGGGCUCAGCCUUACCCGAGGGGCUUCGGGGAGAACAAACCUCCCCAGUAAAACCCAGCUUGAAAAAAGCUGGAAGCAGAGCUUAAAUAUGUUUGGUUUUACAGGUUUCGAUGCAGUUUUUGGCAAAGGCUUGGUGUUGUGAGGGGGGUGCAGGUGUUGCUGCCCAUCCCUUUCCUGGGGAAAGAGGACUGAGACAUGCCUGGGCCAUUUGGUUCUGCAGCUAUAAAAUAUUGCUCCAUAUUUUGUAGUGUCGUGGGAGCCGCGGGAGUCACAUUAGCUCCAUUCUGCUGCAUGUGGAGAAAGAAAACUAGCCUUCUCUACCUGCCUAACAAUUAUUUAUUUUUCAAAUACGGUGAAGUUGGUCAAGAUUGUUUUAUUAUCUGCAUUUUCACUCUCCUCCCACGGUGCGCAUGGCCCCCACGAUGGUGAAUGCCUGAUAUCCUGAUGCUUGUGAAUGACAGAGGUAUUUUCCCAAUGUGCAGGUGAGGCAGCAGAGUCUAAAAGUCCUGGCUCAAAAUCCUACCAGAAUCCUGUAGCAAAAGAGGAAGGCAGAACCUCAUCGCUAAGCCCAGCAUGGCAAAAGCACCCCUCUUUCCCACUUCCAAGAGGUGGGCAGCAGUGUCCAUUUGAAAAGUGAUUUUGUGCAUUUAUAAUCCAUUUUGAUGGGGGGAGGGGAGAAUUUUUCCUCCGUCAAAGGAAAAAAAGAUAUCCUGGAGAUGUGUUUUAGUUAUAGACAUUUUUACUGCUUGAAGAAAGCAGCGACAGAGUCAUUUUUAAAGGGAGAAUAUCACCGACGCUGGUUUUAAAUUCUCUCUGCUUUGACAGUGUGUGAUUUUCGUGCUCUUUUUCUGCAAAAGCCUUGGAUGAAAAUCUUUGUGCAGAAAUAAAUACCGCCCGCCGCCCGCUGCGGGCCGUGAAGCUCUGCCUGUCCUACCGGCCCAGGCAGCGGCACCGUGGGAGCUGGGGACGGACUCCAGCACGCCAGGGGCUGAUAAAACCACGUGUAGAGCAAUAGCUGUCGUGCUACUUAACUGAUAAUAUAGCCGUAAACCUCUGAAAAACUCAAUCAGUGCUUCAGAGGAGAAAUAAUUUAUAUUUUGGGCUCUUCGCUUUGUGAGAAUCGCUGGUUAAUUGCUGCUCGUGUUUUAAGAUCUGGAAUAGCACUCUGACCCCAAAGCUCUUUUUAAGUGAUAAAAAUAUCUGUGAGCUCAAUUAUGCCCUAUAUGCCAUCUCACUUUUUAUUUCUUAAAUUUUAAGGGCUAUCUCCCUUGGAGUCUGCUUUUUUCGUCUUUAAUGAAGUGGUGGUGUUCUGUUACAGGCUGCAAUACACGAAGUAAGCGCAUUGUGGUAACUAAUGCCAUAUUCUCUGUAAGACAGCAGAGGUGAUGCAACGAAAAACCCUACAGGCAUUUGCAACAAGUAGGGGACGAGAAAUGCAAGCAAAACAAGCGGGGACAAAGGUCUUUAGGGGUGGAAGACAAACAGUCAGCUCCUGACUUUCCCGUGUAACAAGAUACCCGCUAUUUGUGCGUCUGUAGAGUGAUUGCUUUGCUUCUCCGGUGCUCCAUCGGCAGCAGUCCAAACCCAAUCUGUAUGACAUAUAGAGCCCAUUUCAGCCUUACAAGAGUGCAGCCAUCACCAAGUGGAAUAUAUCAGUAACCACGCCGGAGCCGACCUUUGCAACCUAAGACGUCGGUGAUUUGUGGAGGCUUGUUAAAGUUGCUUACGGCCUACGUUGCACCAGGGCUACCUGUCCUGGAAGAGGGCAUUUCUGCCAGGGUACUGGUGGGCUGCAUGAGUCCGAGCCGAGAGAUGACUUCCCACCCAGCUCAGAGCAGCGGGAGCAGGCUGGCAGACAUCUCGCCACAGAGGAGGCACAACGGUCUGUUGCGAUAGGAUCAGCAAAACGUUAAAUUCAUUUCUAGCUAAAACUCUAUGGAGAUGAAUUUCCACUCUGUCCCUCUGGGAGGCACGGGCAGAAUCUGCAUAUGCGAAUGCCGCUGAAAGUUAGAGCGAGUUUUAUGCGGUCUCUAAACUACAGAAAUACCUGGAUUCACACUACUUUGAAAAGCCAUACCUGCCAAUAAGUUGCCGAAAAGAAAAGCUUUGUUGUGUCUACAAGAUGGAUGAGUUGAAGAUGACGGUUGCUCCUUCAAGAACUUACAAACAAGAAGGCCCAAAUUUAAGCCGAACUCUUCACUUACCUCAUGAAUGGUGACUUAAAUUAAAGCAAGCCGCCUAUCCCUUUGAACACUUUUGUGAGAUAACAUGAUUGAAUUGCAAGAUGGCUGUGUGCUCACAGUGCCAGCACCAGGAGCUUGGAGAAUAAAGGGAAGGGAAGAGCUUGGAAGAAAAAUUACCUGGAUGAUCAAACAGGUCAAGGUCUGGUCUUAAAUGUGCUAAGGAACCCUGUGACAAGUCCUUCUCUGACCAUACCAUUUUCUUCUGCAAAGCUGGUCACGUCUGUGGGGCUGAGCAUAGAAUCACAGAAUCGUUAAGGUUGGAAAAGACCCUUAAGAUCAUCGAGCCCAACCGCUAACCUGUCACUGCCAAGGCCACCACUAAACCAUAUCCUCAAGCACCACGUCUGCCCUUCUUUUAAAUACCUCCAGGGAUGGAGACUCCACCACCUCCCCGGGCAGCCUGUGCCAAUGCCUGACAACUCUUUUGGUGAAGAAUUUUUUCCUAAUAACCAACCUAAACUUCCCCUGGGGCAGCUUCAGGCCGUUUCCUCUCGUCCUAUCACUUGUUACUAGGGAGAAGAGUCCGACCCCCGCCUCGCUACAACCUCCUUUCAGGUAGUUGUAGAGAGCGAGAAGGGCUCCCCUCAGCCCCCUCUUCUCCAGGCUAAACACCCCCAGCUCCCUCAGCCGCUCCUCAGAAGACUUGUUCUUAUGAGGAAUGGUGGACUUCUAUGGGUCCAAGGUGAGAGCAGCAGUGACCUAUGGGUGCCUUUCCACACUGUGGAUGUGAAGCGACUCAUGCAUGAAUCACUCACCAGCAUGUUAGUGAAACUCGUGAUUCCACUCUCUGCUUUGCUACCAAACCUGAGCAUCAUGCAGAGCUUGGAACUGUUUGGUCCACACCAGGGAACAUCCCCAUGACUCAGCCUGGAUGACGAUGCAGAGCACUGGUCAAAGACGACCGUUUAAAAUUGCCACCAAAACUCAAAGUUCAGGCCAAGUUGGGUCACUUGGGUGAGGUGUCCUCCCCAGUGAUUUGAGUUUUUGUGGCUCUUUUCAGCAUCUCUUUUUCUCAAGGGUGGUGGUGAGAGACACAGUCUCUCCAGGGACGAAGAGUACACAGAGAAUCCAUUGAAAAAGUCAUCAUAGUUUUGCUGUGCUUUUUAAAGAAGUCUUUCAAAUUAAAAAGAAGGACAAUCCUGAGAAGGCUUCCUGCCUGGAUUUUGCUUUUCUGGUUUUUACUUUGUCUUGAGAUAUAAAGCUUAAAAUCUACAGUUGAAAAUGAGGCUGUUAGAUUUUGCCUUCGAAAUCCAACUGCAGACAUGCCAUGUCUAUGUCCCCAUCCCUAAAACAAUAAUAGUCUAACCGGUCCCCCAAAGAAUCCCUCUCUUGGCAGGAUUAAACGUGCUGAUCGCUGUUUAAGGCCACUGAUGUGGCUCUACAGACUUUGGUCCAGGACUUGGCUCGGGGCCGGGGGGCCUCUGCACCCCGGGACGUCGCGUAAACGCGCUCGGUGAUUUGUCACAUGGGGGAGGUGCGGUGGAAACGUGCAAUAUUAUUAAAGCGAACCUUUCAAUUUCACCUGUCACUAAUAAUUAAAAUGUAAAUGCAGUGUUGCUAAUUGUGUUUCAGACAAUAUGAUUUUAGAAUAAAAUGAAUGUGAACUCCAAGUGUUCGACACUGCUCUAAGACAAGAAUUAAUAUGUUUCACCAGGGAAGGGGGGCUUUGGUGAUGGUAAAUAUCAGAGCUAUCUUUCUAAAGGCGAGGACAGUUACAGAGCCACUGUUCAUUACUUUGGAUGUGUCACAUUUGCCAGUAUGACAAGAUGUAUUAUGGACAAGGAAUUUUACAGAUGGAGAGAAAUAUCCAUGCAACCAGUCCAUACAGAAAGGCGUUGCGGAGUAUCCCAGACAAGGCCAGCUUGGCGGACUCAGAAAUAGAAGGUUUUUUUCUUGCCAGUCUGCAAGAGUUACCAGAUGGAGGUACCAAGAUCCAAAAUGAAGGAGUUACUUGCUGUUUGAAUGUCCCAUUCUUAACGCCUGUGUUCUGGAAGUCCAGAGGAAUCUACUGAGAGACCCAUCAGCCGUCAGCCUCUUUCACAACAUUGGUUCAUCCACCUGUACAGAAUCUCAGCAGCAUUUGCAGGCACUGGAAGGUCUGUGGCUAAUCAAGGAAGUGGUCUCUCACUGACACACUGAGAAGAAUGAAGUUAGUUCCUCUGUAAUUGAAAGUAUCAGUAGUAAACUUGGCUGGAGCUUGAUUAAUGGUGUAUUAAAAUCAGAGUCUUCAUGCCCUCUGCACGGCUGAGCCUGGAAGACACAUGGAGAUUACGGAGGCGUCUAAGCACUGACACGUACUUGACAGCUCCAUCUUGAAGCCUCCCAGCCUGGGUCCCACCCCCGUGUGUCCCUGAGCUGCGUCUGACUCCAGCCUGACACAGGGGAGGCUCCAGGGGAUGUUCUCAGCCAUCGGGGCCCAGGAUGUGUGUGCAUUGCGGUGCUGACUUUCUCACCGAACAGCAGGCUAGCUGGCGAGGAGAUGCGGAAGGAGGACUAACACUGACCGGGCGGGAUGGCUGCCCUUUCACAGAGUCGGUACCUGGUUGCAUUAAGAGGAAAGGCCAGUGUCCUGCAUCUUCUAGGAGGAACGUCCUUUGGUGGCCACCUGGCAGAGAUGGAGCUCAUGGCAAUAGAAAGAACUGACUUGCAUGAAAUGCUGUCCAUGAUUCCUCCAGUAUGAAACAUUAAAUACCAGUACUCAAGUAAAUGUAUUUUUUGAAGCAUCAAUUACAGUACAAAAGAAAACCACUGAUUACCCAUCUCUUCAUGUGCAUAAAAAUGUUUCUUCAUCUUGCAAUCCCUCUGUAAGUGAUUCUUUAAGAAAGAUUUACUGAAUCCUCAUUGUGGCUGCUCUUAUGACAGACUAGAAAUACCUACAUUUCUACCGAAUGCUUUUUCCACAGGGGGGAAAUGAAAAAAGGAACACCAAACCCAAGCAGACGUUAUUUGUAUUUAUUUGGAUAUUCAAGUAUACCAAAAAAUGUGCAUCUGGCAUUCCCAUCAUCUUUGGCAAAAGUUUAAAGGAACAAGAAAUCAAAGCACAGCAAAUUAAAUCCUGCAGCCACUUCCCAGUGCCUGAAGAAGCUGCCCUAAAAAAAAUGAAGCACUUUUCUAGGUAGUCCUAUUUUUGUUCCUGCCCAUAGAUUACCAACUACUAAUUUCAUAAUGUUCCUAACUGCUCAUGUUUAAGGUGACGUGGUCAAGCUGAACUAAGUACAGACAGAGGUCUGUUAAAUCAGCAGCUCUUUACUCAUUGGAGUGGCAGCGGCCCCUGGGGCCGGGCAUCCUCAGGAGCCCCUUUGUGCUGGUCACUCCAGCGGGAUUCCUGGCCUGGCCUUGAGUUUGGGUCUGCGGGGAUGGCCCAGGCGGAGGCUCCCAUCACACCCCCGGGAAGCCCGUUGUGACCCAGCGAGGGGGCAUCAGCAAGAGGAGUGGGAGCAGGAACCGGCUUUCACCCUCUGUCUGGAGGCAGAGCGUUUAAAGCAGCACUUCUAAUCAGAUUAAGGAAGCCAAUCGGUACUGAUUUGCACUACCUACUGAUUACGUUAUAAUUCUUAAAAGCCACUUUGAUGUGUGUUUACCGGUUUCUACAUACGGCAGAAGAGUUAUUACAUAUUUAAAGCCAUUAAAAUGCACGGGAAAUUUUGUCCGCCUUUAAAAAUGAUACCGGACGGCUUGUCAUAUAAUUUUGUGAAAAAGAAACAUGUGUCUUAAAGUCUUGAAAUAAUCAACAAUACAUAUUUGGAAAUAAAAUAAAACCUGCGCUGCUCUUCCA
Molecule: messenger RNA, 8119 nt
Organism: Phalacrocorax carbo (great cormorant)
Lineage: Eukaryota; Metazoa; Chordata; Aves; Suliformes; Phalacrocoracidae
Source: RefSeq, a predicted model, not a curated record